ACCGGAAGUGGUUCUUUUUCUGCCUCCCACAAUGCCCCACGUGCAGCGGGGACCGGAGGCUCUUCGCACACGAACAAAAACACGCUCGGGACUCGCCGUCGCUGCAGCCUGUGCGGGCUGAGGGAGGACGGAGUUGGGACGUGCAAUGGCGCUGCUGCUGCGGGGAAGCUGGGCGGCCCUGAGGGCACUGGGCCGGACCGCCGCUCUCCGAGCCGCCACCGCCGACCGAGGGCUGCUUGAGCCGCCCCCACGGAGCGGUUCUGUCUGUGGAUUGGAGUGGUUUAUGAAGGACUGUACUUUAUCUAAUGCUCCAAAGAAGCCUGUGACUUCAUACAUUCGUUUUGUAAUGGACCAUAGACCCAUAGUCAGAAAACAAAAUCCAGAUUUGAAAAACACAGAGAUAAUUAAGAAGAUUGCUGAGGCUUGGAGGGAGCUUCCAGAAUCACAGAAGAAAGUAUAUGAAGAAGCUACCAAGGCAGAUUUAAAAAUAUACAAAGAAGAGCUCUCUAAAUAUAUGGCAGAGCUCCAUCCUAAUCAGAGAAAAAUUUUGAAAGAAGAGAAGCGUCGAAGAAAGUUUAGAAAGGAAGCAAUAAAGAAAAAAAGAGAGCUAACUGCCUUUGGAAAGCCCAAAAGACCUCGCUCAGGUUAUAACAUUUUUGUCUCUGAACACUUUAAGGAAGCAAAAGGGAUUUCAGCACAGGAAAUGCUGAAGCUUUUAAACGACGAGUGGAAAAAUCUGGCGGAAUCUCGGAAGCAGGUAUAUUUACAACUUGCCGAAGAUGAUAAAAUUCGUUAUGCAAAUGAAAUUAAAUUGUGGGAAGAAAAAAUGCUUGAAAUUGGACGGGAAGAUCUUCUACAGUAUUCGAAGGGAAAAGUCAGAAUGAGGAGAACACGUUGAAGACAGCUGUUGAUGUUUGCUUCUUCGUAGUGAAUAUGAUAAAUACCCAAGAACCAAUCAGGUCUCUCACACAGGACUGUGGCAAAAUUUCUAAGAAUGAUGUUGGUGAACAUUUUAUAUUAAUCUUUUUGUUAACCCGUGGACUUCAGCCAGUAUACUGACAUUUUGUAUUGGCACCAAAUGAUGGAUACUCUGCUGGUACAGACUCAGUCUAAAGUUAGAUAUGUUUGCUUUUGGAACUACUGAAUACCAAAAAAAAUCCAUCUAGGUGUAGGAAGAUUAAUUUUACCCUUAGAUAAAGGCCAGUCAGACUGUGAAAUAUUUUUGAUACUGGAUGAUGACAAAUGAGGAAUGAGUUUCCUAAUGAGGAAACAAGCAUUUGCUUUUCUCAAAUUGUUUUAAAUCAUAAAAGCCACAGUGGUCUGAGCUGUCACUGUUACAUAUUUUUAAAGAAUGAGGAACUGACCUACGUAAAUUUCGAUACCUAGGCAAGUUCUGAUUCCUAGGUAAUACUAGCUCAUGUAGUAUUCAGAGGUGACGAAUGGACACAUAUACAAUUGCUGAUUUCAUUUAUGACUUAUUAAAAAAAAAGCUACUGAAGGAUUUGUAAAUGUUUCCAUCCAUCCUUUUCUUUUGUAAAGAUUAUGUCAACUCUGCGCAUUGGUAUUUAUAUCACAGAAUAAAAUCUUCUAAUGCAUUCUACCUAA
Messenger RNA from Trichosurus vulpecula (common brushtail), 1605 nucleotides. It is a transcript of the gene TFAM, whose product is annotated as transcription factor A, mitochondrial. Lineage: Eukaryota; Metazoa; Chordata; Mammalia; Diprotodontia; Phalangeridae. The record is from RefSeq and is a predicted model, not a curated record. Gene Ontology annotation, molecular function: transcription cis-regulatory region binding. The transcript is spliced from 7 exons. The coding region runs from base 146 to 898 and encodes 250 amino acids.